AGCCAUUAAUGAUUACUUGGUUCUCUAAGCCAAGCACGCGGUUCUUAAUGUAUUCUGCGAGGAGAUGCUUCUGUGAAAAGCCAAAGAUAGGUGAUUUCAUUACUGAUAAUCGUUUGUAUGACAAGCAUCAAAGGAUGAAGGAUCCUGAGUUCAAUAAUGUCUCGUAUAACCCUUCUGAGGAGCUUUAUAAGCCUCCAAACUCCGAUACGACUAGAAUGAUAAUGCCUAAAGUUGAUCCGGUCAAGUUCCUGAGACUAUAUGGAAUAACUUAUGAAAACUUUAUUAAAGCUCAGAGCGCUUAUUUCUGCGUCAAGAGACAAGAUAGAAUUUGGCAUGUAUUUGAUGCAAGCAGAAUUCCACUUGGAAGAAUGGCUGGAAGAAUUGCUAAGUACAUUACUGGCAAGUAUAAGCCAACUUAUGAUCCUAAAAGAGUGCUUCUUAAUAAUGAUAGAGUUCUUGUAGUUAACGGAAGCAAUAUCCGUCUUACAGGAAAGCAGAGAUAUCAGAAGGUAUUCAGGCAUCAUACUGGAUAUGCAGGAGCACUUCAUGAAAUUUUGUUCAAGGAUUUGGAGAAAAAGGAUCCUCAGGAGCUUAUUAGAAGAGUAGUAAAGGGAAUGAUUGCUCCAAACAACACAAGGAAAUUGCUUUUAGAUAGAAUUAAGGUAUUCCCUGAUCAAUAUCAUACUUGCUAUCAUUUGAAAAUACCGCAAUUCAUUAAUCAGCCUCUUCCAGAUCCUAAUGAGAUGGUAUCUAUUCCGGCAGAUUUGGAUGAUCUUAAGAAAAAUUAUGUAGUAGUAGCUGAAGAAGUUGACAAUAAUGCAGAGCCUUAUGAUAUUGAAGAGUUGAGAGAUGUACCUCGUGAGUAUGACGAAAAUCUAUUCAUUCCUCGAAAUGUGCACAACCUUGAUUAUAAGAAGCAUCCAGAAUUGAAGAACAUCAAUAAGAGAGAAAUUAAAAAAUACAAGAAGAAAUCUCUCAGAAUGAGAGAAUACAAAUAA
This is a messenger RNA of Moneuplotes crassus, 998 nucleotides long. The record is from the annotation of a GenBank genome assembly. NCBI's taxonomy places the organism in Eukaryota, Ciliophora, Spirotrichea, Euplotida, Euplotidae.